AAAUGGCUCAAUCAUCACUGCUGCGCCCUCCUCUCACAAGUGACCUCCUCUGAUGCGGAACGCCCAGUCUGUCUGUCCGUGUCAGAACUUUUGUUUUGGUAACAGCACAUGGCCCUUUGAGCUCUUCCCACUGAUCCCAGUUCUGCGCACAGCUACAGGUGGGAGGGACGUGGACUACCAGCGCGUCGCUACCAGCGCUUUCUGCUCCGUUUGCUCUCAAGACGGGACGCGGUGGUUGUUUCAGGCUGAGUGGAACGGGGAAUAGUGCUUUCUGCUUGGUGUGUCGUCCAGGAGCGCGCCGAGACUCAACAGGUGGAGAAGAGCGGCCCCUGGAAUCACUGCACUCACCUUGGAGUUUCGACACGUGUGUGCUGACCUGAUCACUAAAUGGCGCUGACGGUGAACCUUAUCGGCCCUUCGCCAUGGGGCUUCAGAAUACUCGGAGGACGGGACUUCAAGAAGGCCAUCACUGUGUCAAAGGUCACCGGAGCCAGCAAGGCAGACCAGGCUGACCUGCAACCUGGGGACAUUAUCUUGGCGAUCAAUGGGAAAAACACGGCCGACAUGCUGAACGUGGAGGCCCAGAACGCGAUCAAGAACUCAAAGACCCAGCUGCAGCUGUUAGUGGAGAGACCCGGACCUCCCAGUUCUGGACAGACAAACGGCAUCAGCACCCCUGAGCAGCUCACCGGGCGCUUCCAGGAGGCCGUGAUCGUGAGUAGAGAUGAGAACCAGAACUACAAAGAGUACACAAUCUCCAGCCCGGCGUCGCUGUCCCCUGGACCUUACCCACAGGAUCCCUUUAGCAGCCCAGGUGUGAAGCAGGAGAGCCUGACACCGACUCCCAAUAAGAGUGUCCUGUUGCGUCCAUGGUCUCCAGAGGACAAAAGUCACAGGCUGUCCAGACCGCUGUCACAGGAGUUGUCCCCCUGCGACUACAGGAGCAAUUCAGUGUCCAGCAGAACCCCGACGCCCCCAGGACGCUACUCCCCCCACAGCCCCAUUGAUCAGGAUGUGCCCAUGUCCCCUCGUCGAAGUUCGAGCUCUGACUCAGUCAUGCAGAAGUUUGACAGGGAAUCGGAGGUGUACAAGAUGAUCCAGGAGAAUAAGGAGUCCCGCACGGCGCCUCGUCAGUCUAACACUUUUAAAAUGCUGCAAGAGGUCCUGGAGAUUGAUGAGAAAGAGGCAGCCCUGUUGUUCCCAGGACAGCUUUCGCCUAACGCACCCAUACAAAGCACAUCGGUGGGAGGGGUCAAAAAGAACCACACCUGUGAGAAAUGUGGCACCAGCAUUCUCACACUGGCCGUGCGCAUCACGGACGACCGCUACCGCCAUUCAGAGUGCUACACUUGCACAGAUUGUGGUCUUAACCUCAAGAUGAGAGGUCACUUUUGCGUCGGCGACGUGAUGUACUGUGAGAAGCACGCCAAACAGAGGUACCAAGGCCCAGGAAGUUCUCCUCCAGCCGCAGUGUCCCCGCUCCAAUGAGGGCCAUUCCGCACCUGCCCCGCUCAGGAGCGAGACAGACCUCGGGAUGGGGCGUGGAGUUGGACGCUGGUCUACGAAAUGGCCGAGGAUAUUCCUUUCUGAUCACAUUUAACCAUACUUUGCAAUAUUAUGAUUAACUUUCUUGCCUUUCUUAUAUGGGCAUUGGGGCUUUGUUUUUCAUACGACCCGUCCUCCGUGGUCUCUUUAGAUUGUUCUUGGCUCUAAUGAUGCACUGUUGCCAUGGACUCGCACCACAUCACACUGUGUUGACGCCAGAUUUACACAAUGCCACAACUUUAGACAAACUGUCAGAGAGCCACUCCCGUUCAAUCUGCAUGAUUUGAAUCUCUGACAAAAAGGGACCAAAAUCUCACCUAAACUGCAGGCCAUUUUACAAAUGAACUGUACACCGCACAAUGAGGUGUGUAUGGAUGCAUGCUUUCACGUGCAGAAGUGUGGUGGCGUCUGCAUGAUUUCCUUGCCUCCCUGUGUGUGAGACUGCAAGAGAGAAAAGGGUGAAGGAAAGGAGGGUCAGAGUUAUCCGAUGCAUUUUGCGCUAGUCAGGCCAAAGCCCUUGAGUGUUUCUAUUUUCUAAGCAGAAUUUAUAGCAGAAAAUCCAUAUUUUCUGACUUAUGUGGCUUAAGAGGGACUAUAGAUUAGUAGAAUAUAUAUAUAUAUAUACACAAAUAUUGUUGAUGUUUUGUGAUUGAACUGUAUUCUAUAAUAACCAUUUCAAAUGCACAAUGUAUGCACAAGACAUUUAGUGUGAAAAUAAAUGCUACUCCUGUCCAGUUAAAGUCGUACUACAAGAUUAACUAUAUUGUUCGCAUUACUUGUGGCACUUAAUAAAAUCGCACAAACCUCUCCUACAUCCUCACUGGGUCUUUACUUUUCAGUAAUCUCUGCCAUGUCUGAGUAUUUCUGUUGUUUAAAGCAGAAUGUUAUCAUUUUACAUGUUUGGAAAAUAUUUCCCACUCAGCAGCCUUUCAGUUGAAUGUAAGCAAAAAGUCAGAUGUGACAAACUAACUCUUCGCAGUGAAAGACCUGUGUAACUACUUAAUGGUCUCUGGGAGAUGGGUGCAGUUCUCAAAAUGUUGGUUACAUCUGGGGGGUUUUUGGUUAGUUUUUUUUCCUGCAAUGUCUGCUGUUAAAGUCCCAAUUACAAUACAUUGUUAACUGUC
Messenger RNA from Pungitius pungitius (ninespine stickleback), 2669 nucleotides. It is a transcript of the gene pdlim2, whose product is annotated as PDZ and LIM domain 2 (mystique). The coding region runs from base 388 to 1488 and encodes 366 amino acids. The transcript has 10 exons. Gene Ontology annotation, cellular component: stress fiber; adherens junction; Z disc. Gene Ontology annotation, molecular function: muscle alpha-actinin binding; actin binding. Gene Ontology annotation, biological process: heart development; actin cytoskeleton organization; muscle structure development. The record is from RefSeq and is a predicted model, not a curated record. Lineage: Eukaryota; Metazoa; Chordata; Actinopteri; Perciformes; Gasterosteidae.